AUGCCAAGGCCGAACAUUCUGGGGUGGGAUCUUGGAGGAGGGGUAGCUGAGAUAUGGGGCCGCACAUUCGAGUGGUCAGACAGCGUAUUUCGUGGAGCAUCAGCAAGACUCAGUCCGCCUCCCAAGAGGUCGAAAAGUCCAUUUUUUGGUUCGUUCGUGUGGACGACAGUUGGACAUGCCCGUGAAGAUGCCGAGUUAUUGUUAUGA
Messenger RNA from Paracoccidioides brasiliensis Pb18, 207 nucleotides. RefSeq lists its product as uncharacterized. Bases 1 to 207 code for a protein of 68 amino acids. The record is from RefSeq and is a predicted model, not a curated record. The transcript has a single exon.